Molecule: messenger RNA, 928 nt
Organism: Ectocarpus sp. CCAP 1310/34
Lineage: Eukaryota; Phaeophyceae; Ectocarpales; Ectocarpaceae
Source: the annotation of a GenBank genome assembly
UGUCGAUGUGGCUGGGGGGUUUAAUGUCGGCAGUGAGCCGAGGAGAUUUCACGGGCCUCCUCAGUUCGAUCGGUGGGGGCGUUCUGGACACAUCAGCAUCAAAUGCCUGGCACCAAACCACGAAAUGAUCUACUGGAAUACAACCGACCUGGACCGUUUCAGCAGCAGCGGAGGAACGGCGAGUUUGGCGGCGGGUCUGUGUGACAGCAGCAGCAGCAGCGGCAGCAGCAGCAGCCAGACGUGGUGUACGGCGGUGACUCUCAGCAACAGCCGCGGCAACAACAGCUUGCGGACGGCUUCACCGGGGGUGCAGGUGGACAGGUGAGUGGUGGGGUGUUCGUUGGUGAGAAGGGGGGGUAGGCUGCUGCCGGUUCGUCUGCGUUGUAUUUGCCGGCAAAAGCCCCCGCCAACGUCGCUUCUCUCAACGUAAACACACUCUCCACCACUCGCACUCCCGAGCGGCCCGCAACAUCACGUGUAGCACCUGCAGUAGUGCGGCAACGCGAUGAGCUGGAUCUCAUGGAGGGCGGAUACAGCAGUAGACGUGUAGCGGAGGAACACAUGCUUGGGUCGUAUCACAUUUUUGUAGUUUCAUUGUCCGCAGAAUCACAACAACCCAAGCAUUCGUCGGAAGCGGCAGAAGCAGCAGCGUCGUCCCUGGUCGCCGCGUUGGUGCAGGGGGCGGCGGCGGCGGCACCGCAGCAGCAGCAGCAGCGAGGAAAGAGGCGGUGAUGGGAGCGGGGAUGAGGGGUUGGAUGAAACCUGGAGUGGAGCCUCGACGCACCCCUUCGACCCCGGUAAGACAUCUUCGUGUGGCGCGAUGAGACGGGGGGCGGUACCAGGGUUGGUGUACCCCUUCGAUAGGGGCAGGAACGGGAGUGGCAGCUCCGGCGGUGACACUGGCGGCAGCAGGAGCAGCGACGGGAGU